CCGGGCAGGUCAAUAACAAUAAAAAGUUUCUAUAGUUCUAUAUUUUAUAUUAUUUUUUGCUAUGCAAUUAUUUUAUAAAUAUUUGAUAAUAAUUUGCAUUAAUAUAAUUUGUUACUAUCGAUCAAUUGACGGAGAUUUUGUGUUUGAUGACUCAGUGGCAAUUCUUAAAAAUCGUGAUGUUUACGAGGGCCAAUUUAAUAGAAAAACAUUUGAGAAUAUUUUCAUCCACAAUGACUUCUGGGGCAGUAACAUAACAAUGAAGGAUUCCCACAAGAGCUACCGUCCGCUUACAACUCUAACAUUCCUCAUUGAACGACAUAUAAACAAUGGACUCGACAGUCGUUCCAUGAAACUUGUAAAUCUUAUUAUUCACAUAGUCAAUUGUUGUCUACUUUUGAACUUCCUUCAUGCAAUAUUGAAUAACAGACAAACGGCAUUUAUUGCAACAGUUCUGUUUUGCGUUCAUCCAAUCCAUACUGAAGCUGUGUGCGGAAUUGUUUCGCGUUCAGAUUUAAUGGCCUGUUUUAUAUUUCUAAUGUGUGGAAUUUUCUAUUUUUAUGUCUUUUAUAAAGACGGUACUGCUGUAAACUUUAGUUAUUCGCUCAUCUAUUUAAUAAUUAUAGGAUUAAUGUCGUUUAUAGGAAUUUUAUUUAAGGAAAAUGCAGUCAUGAUUAUGCCAACUCUUGCAGCACUCGAUAUAGCUAGAAACCUUAAAUUAUUCAAAAGUUUAUCGAAAAUUUCAUCGUUAAUUUUACGACUAGUUUUAAUGCUCAUCUUCACAACACUUAUUGUCUUCUUCCGUUUGUGGAUGCAAAAUUUCUCAACACCAGAAUUUAGAAUUGAAGAUAAUCCAAUUGCAGCCACAGAUAGCCAAUUGACAAGAAUACUGAGUCAAAAUUUCUUGUAUUGCUUUAACUUUUAUCUUUUAUUGAUGCCAGAUUGGCUGAGUUUUGACUGGAGUUUUGAAAGUAUUGAGAAAAUGGAAGGAUUUGAAGAUGUGAGAAUUUUUGGGAUUUUGGUAUUUCAUGGAAUGUUGAUUGUAAUAGUGCUAAGAGGUAUUAGAAAAAGAAAACUUUUAACAGCACUUGUUCUCUUGAUAAUUCCAUUUACACCAGCAAUUGGAAUAAUUAAAGUCGGUUUUGUGAUAGCUGAAAGGAUACUUUACAUCCCAUCGAUCGGAUUCUCAAUCUACGUCGCAAUUGGAUACAAAAAACUCAUCAAAAACUUUAAAUUUCUUCGUCCAUAUCUUUACAUGUCCUUCAUACUACUAAUCAUAUUUCAUAGCAUGAAAACAUACACAAGAAGUCUUGAUUGGCGAACUGAAAGUCAACUUUUUUUCUCAGCCUUAAAAAUUGUUCCAAAAAAUGCGAAAGUUUAUUACAACAUUGCUAGAAUCUCAUCAGAAAAUAAGCAAAUUGAAAUGUCUGUAAAAUUUUAUCGACAUGCAAUAAGACUACAUCCAAACUAUGAAUCAGCUCAUAUGAACCUAGGAAAUAUUUAUCGUGAAUUGAAUGAAUUUGAAAAGGCAAAAUUUCAUUUAAAUAAAGCGGUAGAAAUACUCGAAGAAUUUCCAACAGCGUGGAUGAAUUUAGGAAUUGUUCAAGCAGUAUUAAAAGAUUUCGAGUCAAGUGAACAGAGCUAUUUAAAGGCUUUAUCAUAUCGUAAAAAUUAUGCAAAUUGUUAUUAUAACAUGGGCAACUUAUACAUCGAAAUGAAAAACUCAUCAGCAGCAAUUGAACAUUGGAAACGAUCUAUUGCAAUUAAUCCAGGUCAUCGUAAGGCUUGGUCAAAUAUAUUAGCAUUUUAUGACAAUCAGCGUAACAAUCACGAAACUGUUUUAAAAUAUUCUGAAAUUGCUUUAAUUUAUCUGCCAAAUGACACAAACAUUUUAUUCUCGAGGGCAAAUACUUUCGGAAAAAUGGCAUAUUAUGAAGAAGCCGAGAAACUGUUUAAGCAAAUUAUCGAAGCUGAACCAAAAAAGUCAAUAUUUUAUGCCAAUUUGGGAGUUCUCUAUCAUCGGUGGGGGAAGAAAGAAUUAGCAAAAAAAUAUUAUCGAGCAGCGCUGUCACUUGAUGCGUCAUUAAAGAAUGCACAAAGUAAUUUAAUGAAAUUACAAGAAUUUGGCGAAUAAAACAGUGUUCAUGAAGCUAAUAGGGACAUUAAUUGGAUAAUGUGCGAACUAGGUAAAUGAUCAACAUCCAAAUUAAUUCUAAAAACUCAAAAAUUCAAGUAUUUUACAGUAUUUUUGACAUUUUCAUUUUAAACGUUCGAAAAAUAUUCUUAAGAUUAAUCGCGGAAUAAAAUAAUUGACUUGAAUAAAUUUUUUACUAGAUAUUUAAGAACAUUUGUAUUUAUGAAACUCAAAACAGC
This is a messenger RNA of Chironomus riparius, 2370 nucleotides long. The record is from the annotation of a GenBank genome assembly. NCBI's taxonomy places the organism in Eukaryota, Metazoa, Arthropoda, Insecta, Diptera, Chironomidae.